Molecule: messenger RNA, 1101 nt
Organism: Tyto alba (common barn owl)
Lineage: Eukaryota; Metazoa; Chordata; Aves; Strigiformes; Tytonidae
Gene: MRPL28
Product: mitochondrial ribosomal protein L28
Exons: 5
Coding region: 33-773 (246 amino acids)
Cellular component (GO): mitochondrial large ribosomal subunit
Molecular function (GO): structural constituent of ribosome
Source: RefSeq, a predicted model, not a curated record
GGAAGCGGCGGGUGGGGGUGCCGGUGGCGGCCAUGCCGCUGCACCGGUACGCGCCGCGGCUCUGGCCCUCCCUGCGGCUGCGGGAAGGCAUCUGCGCUCGGCUACCGGCGCACUACCUGGCGGCGCUGCAGGACGACACGCCGCCCACCCCCGUGCACUGGCGGCCGCUGGGCGUUCGCUACCGGCGGAACCCGCGCACCGGCGAGCGGGAGCGGGUGCAGGACGUGCCGGUGCCGGUGUACCGGCCGCGCGCAGCCGAUGAGGGGCUCUGGGGCGGCGAGGGGUGGAUUAUCGGCUUCCGGUAUGCGCGGAACGACAAGCUCUCCACCAGGCUGCCCAAGGUGUGGAAGCCGCAGCUCUUCGAGCGGCAGUUCUACAGCGAGAUCCUCGACGCCACGCUGACCAUCACCGUCACCAUGCGGACGCUGGACCUCAUCGACGAGGCCUACGGCUUCGACUUCUACAUCCUCAAGACUCCAAAAGUUGAUAUGGGCUCGAAGCUUGGGAUGGAUUUGAAGCGAACGAUGCUGCUGAGGCUUGCGCGGCGGGACCCGAAACUGCAUCCCGAUGACCCAGCCAGGAGAGAGGCCAUCUAUAACAAGUACCAGGAAUUUGCAAUCCCAGAAGAGGAAGCUGAAUGGGUUGGCCUGAGUUUAGAAGAAGCAAUAGAAAAACAGAGGCUCCUAGAAAAAAAGGACCCUGUCCCGCUCUUUAAGGUGUAUGCUGAAGAGCUCGUCAAACAACUGAAAGAACAGGAGCUGCAGAAGCAGUAGAAGGGAAGAAACCUUUGGAGCAAAACCCCUGCUGCAGAUCAAGCGAUGGGGUUCAGUGAGUCUUCUGUCUGAACCACGCUUGUGCGGGAAGGGGCCACAUGAAGAGUGUGCCCAGAAGCAUACUGCAGUUAUUGAAGUCUAACAAUAGCCUAAAUUUAGUGAGAAACCAUUCUUGUGGGCUGAGGAAAGAAUUUCUGUCCUGUGGCUUCCGAAGGUGUUCUUGUAAGACUGACUUGAUGUGAUUCUUCUGCCUGUACAAGUAGUUGGCUGCUGUUGAGAGCCCUAUCACAAUAUAAAAUGAAAUACAUGUUCUGGGAAUAUCAGUGAA